CGAAGUACCGCCGGUACACAAACUUCCGGUCACCAACUUCCGACUUUGCCACAUCAACAAUGGAAUCGUUGUACAAUAUUCCCUUUUCUGUGUUAGAAUGUCCACGGUUAAGGUUAAAGAAGCCGACGUGGAUCAAGCAACCCUCUGCGAUGACAAUGUUUGCAAUUGUCUUGCUGUCAUAUUUUCUUGUGACAGGAGGCAUUAUCUAUGAUGUUAUUGUAGAGCCACCUAGUAUUGGUUCCACCACGGAUGAAAGAGGGAAUUCUAAACCUGUAGCCUUUAUGCCUUACAGAGUAAAUGGUCAAUAUAUAAUGGAGGGGUUAGCGUCUAGUUUCCUAUUCACCCUCGGAGGGCUCGGUUUUGUUAUUCUCGACCAGACAAAUUCACCAGUGAUGCCUAAGCUUAAUAGGAUACUGCUAUUCUGCGUAGGAUUUGCGUCCAUUCUUAUCUCAUUCUUUAUGUGCAGAGUUUUUAUGAGAAUGAAAUUACCAGGUUACCUACAGUCAUAGAGAAGUCUCCAAAUAUUAAGAGUACCAUCAACUUAUCUUAACAGCUUUAAUAAACAUUUGUAAUAAUUUAUCUUAUAAAACUUGAAAAAAGGGGGUUCUGCCAACUGUUCAUGUCUGAAUUGAGCACAGAGAGACACACAGAAUUUUUUUAAGCUUCUUUGUGUGUCAGAAUGCCGUCAAAAAUAAUGAUGAGAAUUUACCUUUUUCGUUAUUCCAUUACUAUAAUAUAUGAAUUCCAUGUUAA
Ruditapes philippinarum (Manila clam) is the source of this 753-nucleotide messenger RNA. RefSeq names its product oligosaccharyltransferase complex subunit ostc-B-like. Gene Ontology annotation, cellular component: oligosaccharyltransferase complex. Lineage: Eukaryota; Metazoa; Mollusca; Bivalvia; Venerida; Veneridae. The record is from RefSeq and is a predicted model, not a curated record. Bases 60 to 509 code for a protein of 149 amino acids. The transcript is spliced from 4 exons.